Molecule: messenger RNA, 388 nt
Organism: Triticum urartu
Lineage: Eukaryota; Viridiplantae; Streptophyta; Magnoliopsida; Poales; Poaceae
Product: cysteine proteinase inhibitor 6-like
Molecular function (GO): cysteine-type endopeptidase inhibitor activity
Source: RefSeq, a predicted model, not a curated record
AUGGCGACCUGCAGCCAUCUGCUCCUCGCGCUCGUCGUCGUAGUUGCCGCGGCCGUUGAUUGCACGGCGGCGUUCGAUCAGGAUCACACGCCGUUCAAGCCAAUCCCGGACCUCUCCGUCCCGCGCAUCCAGGAGCUCGGCCGAUGGGCCGUGCAGCAGCACAAUGAUCAGACGGGCGAUCGCCUGACGUUCACCAGAGUGAACGGCGGGCAGUUCCAGAUUGUGGCGCCGGCGCUCAACUACCUGCUUGACAUUGAUGCGACGAACGUCGACGGCACGGCCAGCACGCACACCGCCCUCAUCUUCGUGCAGUACUGGACCAACACGCAACGGCUCGACUCUUUCAACUGAUCCAUCCAGUGACAUAUGUACCGAUCGCGCGAGGGAG